CUCAUACCGUCCUCCUCCGCGCUUUCUAUUCCGAACGGAAUACAGACUCGUCGGAACUAUCUCACAUAACUUUAAGCAAGUAACACAUAGCCGAGGACGCCGAGUGAGGCGCACAACGAGGCGUUCCAUCCCACCAUGGACUCCAUGCAAUCUUCUCCCCGGACAAUCGAUAUCGCGCUAGGCGGCCAGGAAGUCAUCACAAUAGACCUCGACGCCCUCGACACCGUCGAUGAAGUGCUCGAGCUGCUGUCCGAGCCGACAUGCCAGGCAUUGGAGUGGGUGUGGACUGUGGUGGCGACCGAGUUUUGGAGGAGAGGGUCGCUUGAGUCGGCUGAGAAAGUGGCGCUCGCGGCUGAAAAAUUCUACAAGCCCUUGGGCAGGGACCAGUAUAUGGGACCCAUAUGGUCGCUUCUGGCGAACAUCAAGAUUGCGCAGGCUAGUGUCGCGCCGAAGAUGAUUCUCCCUGAAGCCCGACACGAUGUUAUGAAGGGGCAGGCGACGAAGGACGAGCUGUACCAGCAAGCCGCCGGCUAUUCGAACUCGACUCUCCAGCUUGGGUUCGUGCAGCCUCUGGCUUUCUUGACGCGAGGCAUACAACAGCUGGCUACGCGCAAGUUGGAUGAGGCCAUGUCGUCUUUCAAUGAUGUGCUGCAACAACAACCGACCAAUCUCAUUGCGCUCACCGGAAAAGGGAGAAUACUAUAUGCUCAGCGCAACUACAACGAAGCACUAAAACUGUUUCGUCGCGUGCUGGAGCUAAAUCCGCGCUGUUCUCCUGAUCCACGGAUUGGGAUUGGUUUGUGUUUUUGGUCUCUGGGACACAAGGACAGGGCGCGGGCAGCAUGGCAGAGAAGUCUUGAUCUCAAUCCCAAAGAAUGGCCUGCUGAUCUACUGCUCGGUCUUGACUCGAUCAACGCCAGCAAGAACGAGGCGACGCCUGAUGGCGAACGCGCACAGCUGUUCACCACUGGCACCAAGUCUGUGGAACGGGCGUUCAAGCGUAACAACAAGAGUGCUGCCGCAGCGAAUGCCUUGUGUGAGAUUUUCUUGAGGAAGGGAGCAUAUGAUCGCGCCUUGAAACUGGCCGAGCGUGCGAUCCAGUUUGCAGAUACGAUCACGGUCUUGACGGAAGGCUAUAUCCGCGCUGCUCGCGUCUGUCAUGCUGAGGGAUCUCGGGCGUACGCUCUCAAGUUCUUCGAGGCUGCACUUCAGGGCCAGCCGAAACAGGUCAUCGCUGCUGUUGGUCUUGCACAGAUUCAUAUCCAGAAUGAUGAAAUGGCGGCAGCAUUGCAUGCGCUGGACCGUUUGCUGCAAUCCUCCAACGUCCAAAUCUCGCUGGAGGCUACUGCGAUGCUUGCUUCCCUUCGUGCCUUCCCGCGGCCCGGCGUCUCGAGUUCGGAUGCAGCCAAGGAGCGAGUGAAGGCCCGGGAGCUGUUUGAGCGAGUCAUCAAAACGAUCGAUGCCGACGAGGCCAAAGCCAACACGCACGGAUUAAGCCGCACGUCACGAAACAUCGUGAACGAUGUGGACCUGCAUGUUGAGAUUGCACGACUGUGGCAGGAGGAGAACUUGGACCGCACUGCACGAGCUCUGCGAGAAGCGAUGCGGAUCAGCGAAUCGGUGGGGAAGCCUGAUCCUCGCAUCCUCAACAAUCUUGGCGCGCUUCAGCACUUGGACGGACAUUUGAAACCUGCUCGCGAACUAUACGAGAAUGCGCUCACAACAGCGGCCGGAAUGCACUCUGAAACGAAAGAAGCUAUCUCCACCUCCAUUUUGUACAACCUCGCCAGGGUCUACGAAGAUGAGGGCACCGAGGACAAGGCCAAGGACGCCUACGAGAAGCUGUUGUUGCGACACCCGGAGUAUGUCGAUGCUAAAUUGCGGCAAGCACAGAUGCUGGCCAGUCUCAACCGACACAACGAUGCCCAUGAGCUCAUCAAACAAGCCCUCGCUGCUCAGGGCUCCAACCUGAAUGUGCGGGCAUUCUACACCUGUUUUCUCAUGCAGGCGAAUCUGCACAAGGUCGCGAAAGAGUUUGUGUUUGCGACACUGAAGGAUGUAGACAAGCAUGAUGUUUAUUCUCUCUGUGCUGCUGGCUGGAUUCUGUACCACCAGUCUCGGGAGAGCAGGGAGACGUCUCAGAAGGCAACAGACGAGCGACGGCGUAACUUCCAGCGUGCCACCGAGUUCUUCGAGAAGGCGCUGCACCUGGAUCCCAUGUGUGCUUUUGCUGCCCAAGGUCUCGCCAUUGUCACGGCCGAAGACGCACUCGGAACUCUGAGUGGCGUUUCGUCGGCGUUAUCGGGUUCCGACGAGGCCCAGCGCCGGCUGAAGAACUCAAGAGAUGCGCUGGACAUCUUCACCAAGGCGCGGGAAUCUAUCAACGAUGGCAGUGUGCACGUCAAUAUCGGCCACUGUCACUAUGCGCGGGAUGAGUUUGACCGUGCUAUCGAGAGUUAUGAAACCGCCUCUACGCGCUUCUACGGCGGCCACAACGUGCCUGUGCUGCUGUGUCUUUGCAGGUCUUGGUAUGCGAAGGCAACGAAGGAUGUGUCCUUUGCGUCGAUGAACACCGCUUUGAGCUAUGUUCAGAGGGCUCUGCAUAUCCAGCCUAACGACAAAGCGGUGUUGUACAAUAUCGCCAUGAUUCAGCAAAAAUCCGCGGAGAUGUUGUUUGGGUUGCCGACCAACAAGCGAACGCUCAGAGACUUGACACGCGCCAUCGAACACGCGAAUAACGCACAGAAGUUAUUUGCUUCGCUUGCGGCGGACAAGUCGGAUGUGGUGCCAUAUAGUCGUGAUUUGGCUGAUCAACGGCGCAAAUAUGGCGACAAUUUGCUGCGAAAGAGCGAAGAACACCUUUCAGCGCAGAGGCAAUACGAGUCCGAAGUCCAGGCUAAACUAGACUCCGCUCGGCAGCGACGACAAGAGGAGAAGGACAGAUUGAACGCCAUCGAGCGAGAACGGUCAGAGGCCCAGCGCCGCGAGGCUGAGAAACUUGCCGAAGAACGAAAGGUGGCUCGUGAACAGGCCCAGGAGUGGACACGUGAGAUCCGGGUUGACAGCGACGAAGAGCGCGAACGCCGGCCGAAGAAGUCACGGAAGCAGAAGGCCGAAGGCAGUGGUGAUGAGGGCGAGCCCAAGAAAAAGCGACGGGGAAAGCUGAUGCGUCGCCCCGGUGACGGCGAGGACGCGGGUCUUGCUGCGGACGAGCAGCUGGCUAGUGAGCAUGAUGACGAAGACGGCGACCGGCCGAAAAAGCGACUUUCCAAGAAACGAGCCGUCCGAGAUGAAGACGAGGAAGAAAUCGUCCGCCCGCAAAAGAAGCAGUUCAAAAGCAAAGCGACGGUUUCUGAUACCGAUGAUGAGGACGUUGAAAUGUCAUGAGGGUGCAUAUGUAGCCAUCUUUGCUUUGUGUAAUUUUGUAUGUAACAUGGGCACGUCGGUCGAGCUUGAUUUAGCGCGAGAGCGGCCCAAGAGGGUCCAGGGGCAUCACAAUAACCUAAAACAAGGCUUUCCCGGGCUCCUGACCAACGUUCGCUGGGCUCUUGGCGACCCCACAUGUUUUAUUUCGUUUUGUGGCGGGGUCAGCUGUUGGCUGAUCCCAAACGGGGAUAAUACCCCAGACUCUGACAAGGACCUCGGGUAAAGUUUUUAUUCCCCGAUCGUUCUCAAAACACACAACAUUGCGUGCUGGUUCCGUGCCGGCCGUGAUUUUCCAGUACUUAUACACCGUGUGAGUCCGUUCUGACUCGGACCCGAUUUCAGCCCUGACGAUGAACAACCCACAGUACCCUCCUGAAAUCUUGCUAGCUAUAUGCGCCUUCAUUCAUACGUGCUCCAUUCCGACCGGCCCAUCCCCGUCUCUCGAUCCCCUGGUCAGUCAUGACGACCGAAACGCGCCCAUCGCCCUUCCGUCCUCGCAUCCCUCCUCGAGCUGGCCGGAGCCGGUGGCACGGCAAACCUUGGCGCGACUGUGUCUGGUGAACCAUGCGUGGUACGACGCAGCGAAGCCGUGGCUGUGGGACAAGCUCCAGGUGCGGCUGCCUAGGACCUUCCUCUCGAUGGUCGAGCAGGUCGCGUGGGACUACGACGAGGAGACGGUGGACAUGGUGAUGGACCACACGAUCCGUGCGGCGACUCAGGCGGCGCUGGCUGCGACGAGCCCCGGAGAGCUGGACGCCAAGGCGUUGGAGGACAGGAUCGUGUUAUGUCUCAACGCGCCGGAUGAGUCCAUUCCGCUCGAGCUCCUCUCCCCUGUCGCAUCCCGCGAACCGAGUCCCCGUCGCAUCCGCCCGACGAGCAAGUCGCCCGCUCGGUGGAAGAUCGUGCGCAACAUUAGCGAUGCCGUCCAGGGACUGUUGGAGCUCAACGAGCCUGGGCUGUACAUUCCCACUCCAAACGACCCACGGCCGGGGCGAUUUGUACGGCACCUCGAUUUUAACCACUUCCGGACUGUGAACAUGCGGCGAUCCGUUGGGGAAGGCGUCAACAGUCCGUUUGUUACACCGUACAGAGUGGAGGCACUCAUCAAGGAGAUGCCAAACUUGCUCGUGUUUGGAGCUACUGAAUUCAUGGAUAGCUCACUCAAUCUCCGCAUUCUGAACGAACUGUUCCUUCGGGGAACGCCGUCACGUGGGCGUGGUCAGCCGACGCGUGGUCGGGCUCUGAUUGAUCCGGCCAACGAAAUGGACGAGGAGGAUCGGGAGAGAAGACGCGACUGUCGCGAAUUGAUUGCUGUCGAUUUCACGGGGUGCAUCAGCUCGGUGUUUGUGCGUGCGCUGGACGACUUUGCUGCGGCCCACCUGCUGUCCAGCGAAGGCUCGAGAGGGCGGAUGAGCACGGAGCCGCUCAAGUUUCCGGGCUUACAGCGCCUGGGGAUGCGAGCGGUGAAGAGCGUGUGUUCUCAGACACUCUCUGCGUUUGUUCUCGCCUUCCCGUCCUUGACGCAUCUCGAUCUGUCGGGCACUCGCGUCGACGAUGAACUCCUGCACGGGCUGAGCCAGUCUCGAACGAUACAUUUGCGCUCGCUGGCCCUUGCACGUUGCGUCAAAAUCACAGGCAGUGCCAUCGUGCAUCUGCUUUUGUACUCCCAGGCGACAUGUGAUCUGCGGGAAUUGAAUCUGUACGGCGACAUGACUUAUUCGUCGCCGCUCGUCGAGGAAGAUCUCGAUGCCCUGUUUGAAGAAGCGCCCUGCUUUGUGUCUGGAAAGCUUGUCUACCUGGAUCUGUCGAGUUCGCCCUUGACUGCCUCCUUGCUGGCCAAAAUGCCCAAGCAGCCGGCGCUGAGAUCCCUUGGGCUAUCCCAUAUACCUCUGCUCGGCCUGAAGGUGAUCUCUGAAUUUAUGCGCGAUAAGGCGGAUAAUGUGGAGGUCCUCACCUUGGCCUCUACUUCGCCCGAAUUGUGCGCUGCCGGUGGCGGUGGCGGCCGCGGCGCCCGUCAGGCUAGCAUUGCCUUGCACACCCAUGUGAUCCGACCGAUCUGCAUGCCACCGUUCUCGUUCUCUGUCUCGCCGGCGGCAGCGGCUGCAGUCAAGCCAUCAGCACUCACGCGACUGCGGGUGAUCGAGCUGGCUCCGGCCAUGCUGAAUGCGCUGUGGGCAGGAGCCGAGUCGUGGCGGAUCAUCCGGAGCAAAGGCGGCCGGGGCUGGUACGUGGACACGGCGAGUGGCUGGAUCGACGGGAAGCUCCGGCGAGACCUCGAUUCGGAUCAUCCCUGGAGACGUCAUCUCGAACAGCUUUCUGACGCGAACGGUAACGUGAGCAGUGGCGUUGGAUGGCAUGCUCGAAAGAUGGAGAUAAUGCAUGGACAUGGCAUGUUGGGGCAUGAGGAUGGACUUUACGGAGCUGUUUCCUUUGCAUACUACGGAUGAGUCCGGCCCACGGGUUUUCCAGCUGCGGUGAUGCGAGACUUAGGCCAUCACGUUGCCUGCGAUGACGGGAUAUUCAUUGAGCAUAGUUACGGGAACUACCACCCAAGCUCAGAACUUAAAAGCACGUGGACCUGUUAGCCUAUAGCGAAAUUCCAGCAAAGCUGUAAAUACGGAUCUCAUCAUGGCUAUCGAGCUGGCAGUGAAUGCCUGCCAGGUGACUAUGAAUGAGUCGUCACAAAUGUUGGCGUGCCAAUGCAGCCCCUGAUAAUCUGAUGAUAGAUAAGAUCAGCACCAAGCCUAAGCCCAAGCCCAAGCCUGAAAACCCAUCCAAACUUGCACAUCCAUUUCAAUAAACCGUAGGAUGUAGGGAAACUGCGGCCUAUUGAGAGCUGUGCAGAUGUAGCUGCGCAUGCUCAUGGGAACAUGUGCUGGUGGAAGCUUGAAGUGCGCAGUGGCGGGAUGAUUGUCCGGUCCGCGCAAAUGUGUCAAUGUGCCAUGGUUUGUCGGCUGUGACGUGCCAAGUGCUAAAGAUUGCUGGUCUCUGGAUCGAGAGGGCUCGCGAGGAUUCAGCACACCGAGCGUGUUGACUGCGCCAAGGAGGUAAAACAGAAGUACAAGGUCAUGGAGUGAGAAAGCCUUGGUUUUA
Molecule: messenger RNA, 6519 nt
Organism: Mycena citricolor
Lineage: Eukaryota; Fungi; Basidiomycota; Agaricomycetes; Agaricales; Mycenaceae
Source: the annotation of a GenBank genome assembly